Molecule: messenger RNA, 4530 nt
Organism: Oncorhynchus masou masou (cherry salmon)
Lineage: Eukaryota; Metazoa; Chordata; Actinopteri; Salmoniformes; Salmonidae
Gene: igdcc3
Product: immunoglobulin superfamily, DCC subclass, member 3
Exons: 15
Coding region: 44-2347 (767 amino acids)
Biological process (GO): cell-cell adhesion
Molecular function (GO): protein binding
Source: RefSeq, a predicted model, not a curated record
ACGUUGUUUUUUCAAGUAUCGUAAUAUAUUUCAAAGUGAUUAAAUGGCUACCAGAAGGCUCUGCCUUGUUCCAUGCAUUUUUGGAUUACUCCUCAACGCUUUAGUCGGUGUGACAACGGGAGCAGAGCUCUCCUUCACCCUGGAGCCCAGUGACAUCAUCGCGGUGCAGGAGCAGCCCCUAAUGCUGCACUGUCAGGUGGACGGUAUCCCACCAAUCACCACGCAGUGGAGGAGGAACGGAAUCCUCCUGGUGGAUGACCAAUACUACACCAUGUUCCACAACGGCACUCUGCUGAUUGGACGCUUCCAGAGGACCAAGUCUGACGGCUCAACUGAUGAAGGGGAUUAUGAGUGCAUGGGCCAGAACUCCUUUGGUCUGGUGGUGAGCCGCAGGGCCAGGGUGCAGGCCGCCACGAUGGCAGAGUUCCAUGUCCAGCCGCGGUCAGUGCGUGCGGAGGAGGCGGGCGUUGGGCGGUUCCAGUGCCAGAUUCACGGCCUGCCUGAGCCUGCCAUCAGCUGGGAGAAAGAUGGCCGCUCCGUGGACACUAAGGAUGAGAGGUAUACCCUGCUCCCCACUGGUGUUCUGCAGAUCACCGGUCUGCGUCAGGAGGAUAGUGGUGUGUUCUGCUGUGUGGCCCACAACAGUGCAGGAGUAAAGCACAGUACCGGGGCUCGCCUCACCGUCUCAGUCUCCCAGUCUUCUGUUUACAAAGAGCCCAUGAUCCUCGUGGGUCCUGAAAACCUCACUCUCACCGUUCACCAGACGGCCAUCUUGGAAUGUGUUGCUACAGGAUAUCCCCGCCCCAUCGUGUCAUGGAGCAGGCUUGAUGGCCGUCCGAUAGGUGUGGAGGGCAUCCAAGUGCUGGGUACAGGGAACCUGAUGAUCACAGAUGUCGGGGUCCAGCACUCUGGUGUCUACGUCUGCGCUGCCAACAAACCAGGGACCCGUGUACGCAGAACCGCUCAGGGACGUCUGGUGGUCCAAGCCCCGGCAGAGUUUGUGCAGCCUCCCCAGUCCAUCUCCCGGCCGGUGGGCACCACUGCUAUCUUCACCUGCCAGGCGCAGGGUGACCCUGUGCCAAAGCUCACCUGGCUGAAGAACGGCCAGAUCCUGGAGCCCGGAGGGCACGUCAAACUCAGGAACAACAACACCACGCUGACCAUCUAUGGCAUCAGUCAGGAGGACGAAGCCAUCUACCAGUGCAUCGCUGAGAACAGCGCCGGCUCCACCCAGGCCAGUGCCCGUCUCACCGUGCUGUGGGCAGACGGCCUGCCAGGGAUGCCCAGUGUGGUGCGGGCCGAGGCCCUCUCACCCAACGCCAUCCAGGUGUCCUGGAAGGAGUCCGCCCAGAACACUCAGGAGAUCAUCGGCUACGUGCUCCACAUCCGCAGGACCACAGACCCUGUGGAGAUGGAGUACCAGGAAGCCGUCAGUAAGGUGACUCUACAGCAGGUCGUGGGUGAUCUGGAGCCCUCCACCGGCUAUACCUUCUAUGUGAAGGCCUACACGUCCCGCGGAGCCAGCAAGCCCUCCGAGAGCGCCACCGAGAGCACACUGGGCGAAGUGCCAGCACCCCCGUCACUGUUCAUUAAAUUGGUGAACAGCAGUGUGGUGCAGGCCGUGUGGGAGCCAUCCUCUAAGAUGGGCCAACAUGAGGGCUUCAGGCUGUACUACAGGAGGGUCCACACCCCCAUCUUCACCGGACCACUCACCUUCACCCGCAACGUCACCCAGUACAACAUCACCCAGCUGGAUCCAACCCUGGUGUAUGAGAUUAAGGUUCUGGCCUUCAACCAACACGGAGACGGCAACGCCACCAUGCGCUUCGUCUCACUGAAGGAGGCUGUGGAGAAAUCAGUGCUGAACACCCCCUGUGACUGUGUGAAGGAUGAACAGAGCAAGACCUCUACAGCCGGCAUCAUCAUCGGCAUCCAUAUAGGAGUCACCUGCAUUGUUUUCUGCGUGCUUUUCCUCAUGUUCAGCUACAGGGGGAGGUUGAUGACGUGUAAGACAGUGCAGGCCACCCCCCAGGCCGGGCGUAACAUUUCCCUAGAAUCGUCGUCCUCCUCCCAGGGGGCCCUGGCCUUAAAUGGGGUGAGCAGGUCAGGCAUGGAAGGGAACGGAAGCGUUGCUGGGAAGAGCAGGGGAGACAGUAACGAGCUAGAGAGACUCUUCUCAGGCCCAUCCCAGGAUAGAUCCCUGGUGUCCUGUGCGCUGAAUGAGACCCAGUUGUCCACUCUGCCGUUGGAUGACUUCAGCCUUGUGGAGGAGGACAGAGAGACGCAGUUCCAGAGGCCUCCAGCAGAGGGCCGGGGGAAACAGGAGAAAGCGAGCUACAUAUUGUAGGAACUUAGCGAAAACGAUUACAGCAAUAUCUCAUUGUUGACAUGUCUGACGGUGUAACCGACGAACAAGGCCUGUUGAGGGAUUGGCCUUUGUGUCAUGCUGUAACACCACACAGUUCAGAUGUAUUGAUCUGUUAAUAUGUGCUGUAUUGAUCACUGUGGCACCAAAUGACUAUACUUUUGAUUGUAAAUUGAUUACAUUUCUGGUGCUGUUAUCUCUCAGAUAUUCUCCCCCCCCCAAAAAAACUCGCUGACUGUACAUGUCAGAUAAUGCUGAUUUGAAGAUUUUCAAAUAAUUUGAAUUCUUGUCAUUUAGUGGUGAAUUAAUGGAAUUGUAACUUAAAGCAUGUUUGAGAUCAGUAGUAUAUUUGCACCUCUGUCGAGAAACACGUUAACUCCAAUGUAUUUCAGCAUGGCCACUGAGAGAAGUCAUGUUUUUCAAACCAUAUCUUUCUCAGCUAUUCGCAAAUGUUGCUGUUUUAGCAGGCUGCUAAAGUGCUAGUUUAUCAUUAUUGGAUUUGUGAUGGUGACACUGUGACAUUUAGCCAUUGGAAUAGGGCAAAUAUUGUCAUCUUACCAUGAUGCUAUUGAUGUUUCUAUUCCACACCGUUGGUCUACAUAUUUGCCAGUGUUUAUUUGCUGCAACUGUUUCUACUCAGAAAGACAUCAUUAUGUAUCAUAUUGACUGCUUGUUGAUCCUCUUCAUAUCAUCGUACCUGUUAUUAUGACUCACAUUGUCUUGUUUGAUCCCUUUUCCACCACUAAGAGAUGUAAUUGAUUCACCGUCAAACCGUCAAAUCGAGUUCAUGGUCACUAAACCGUGGAGACAAUAAAGCAUGAACCUCUCCAUACAAACAUUUUAUCAACAUGUGUUCGUGUUAAAGCUGUGCUUUAGAGAAGCAUGCGCUUAUGGAAAUACACACAGAGUAUGCACAGCUUUAAUCUACAGUACAGACCUGCGUUGUUACGGCAUCAGCAAGGAUACGAGAGCUGCUUGUAUCUCCAGGUAAACUUGUGCCAACUUACUGUAGCUACAGUUGAGCUUACACAGGUGGUAUUACUGUCAUAUUUGAUCUCCUCUUACCCAGUUUGGUUGGCAAUACUGACUGUAUCCCUCCUCAUGUCCUCACAAACCUGUGGCAUUCUCUCCACCAGGCACAGAAGCCUCCAGGCACAUCGCACAGGGCAAGGGGAAAAGGCUUUCUCAUACAGUUAUUAUGUGUACGACUGUCAAAGUCAUUGUUGCUACUGCUGCUACCAUGCCAUUGGGUUAUGGUAUCGCUGCCAGGGUGCUAACCUAAACCAAAUGCCAAAUUUUUAUUUUAUUUUUUAUUUACCUUUAUUUAACCAGGCAAGUCAGUUAAAGAACAAAUUCUUAUUUUCAAUGACAGCCUAGGAACAGUGGGCUAACUGCCUGUUCAGGGGCAGAACGACAGAUUUGUACCUUGUCAGCUCGGGGAUUCAAACUUGCUACCUUUCGGUUACUAGUCCAACGCUCUAACCACUAGGCUACCCUGCCGCCCCAGACAGUUUCUAUAGCCUCACUGUACUUUUAAUGGGGGCAGAGGCGCCUCGGUUUUUAGAGCUUGUGUUGGGUUUGAUAUAGGGACAGAGCUGGUGUGAUGAGAAUAGCCAGGCUGUGGAGAAGGAACUAAGAGAGCACAAACCUGUACAGUAUAGUAUAAUCAGCUGCAUAUUGUCUGUGGGGAGCUGUUCAGUCACAUCUGUCUGUCUGCCUGUCUGUCUGUCGGUCUAUACGUCUGUCCGUCUAUAUGUCUAUCCGUCUAUAUGUCUGUCUGUAUAUAUGUCUGUCUGUGUAUCUGUCUGUCUGGCUAUAUGUCUGCUGUGGUCAGUGCCUCUGCCUGCCCAAGUGUCCCACAAUCAAAUUCAGGUCAAUAUGAAAUGAUUUUAAAAGAUUUUAGAUCAUUUUUCCCAUCAGGGAUCACUUGUACGUGUCCACAAAUGUGUGUUCUCUAUGAUACAGUAUCUGUAGUUGGUCGUGAUGGUUGGUCGUGAUUCACAUGUGUAUACAUAUGUAUAAUACUGUAUGUAUGUGUAUAUGUGUAUAAAGACAGACUAGAUAUUUUUUAGUGGUUUGUAUUGUUUUAGAAGUCAUUGUGCCACGCUGAUUAAAGGCAAAAGACGACAACAACAAUGUUAAUAAACUAGCUCUAGUAAUUAAAA